AUGCCGAAGCUUGCCGUUCUCAAUGAGGCAGAGGAAGAAAUCCCGGAAGGUGCCAAUUCUGCAGAAGUCGUCGUAGGCAUAGCAGACUUGAUCGGAAUAGACAUCGUCAACGAGCCUCAGUUCCUGUGGAUCGCUGAAGAAGCAUCGCGAGCACACAUUCCUCCCGACUGGAAGGAGUUGACCAACGAAGAUGGAGAAGUGCUGUACUAUCACACACAGGAGCGGAAACUGCAAAAGGUGCACCCCCUCGUCUUGCGAUAUCAGGAGGUGUAUUUCAAGGCUCGGAGCUACACGAAACAGCUUGAAAGUGGUCAGAUCGGUAAUUUGCUCGAGCAAACUGAUGCAAAGAUGGCCGCCAUCACAGCGUCGGUGAUGGGGCGCGCGUCGAAAGGCUUGCCUCCAGCAACUCCCGAAGUCGUUGAGAGUCUGGCAAGGGUUCUCGGCGUAGACAGCACGAAGGAGUUCUUUCUGUUCCGGGUCGUGAAGCAGACCAUUGAGGCUUACGUAGAAAAGAAGCUGGACUUGAGCAGCAUCGUUCAGGAUCUGAAGGAUCCGAUUGAGUUUCUGCGUCAGAUACGCAAGAAGCAAAAUCAGGUUGAUGUCAUAAGAAAGCCCACGACAGUGGUAAUGUGUCAAGAAUGCGAAAACCGAGCUGCCGUGUUAAAGUGCGAGCAAUGCAAAGACUUCUUCUGUCAGGAUUGCUUCAACAGCACGCAUGCUACUGGCAAGCGACGGGCACACAUCACAUCCGAUGUCGAGCAGCUGGUGUGUGCUGCUUUCGAAGAUCGUGUCGCUACAUGCCAAUGCGUGCAGUGUGGUCUUUUUUAUUCCGAUGAAGGUUUCAUGCAUGUGCAUGCCUGGGAUGCUGCUCGUCCAGACUUGAGAAACCACUUGAAGCGUGUCAUCAACGGUUUGGUCUGCCUUGAGUGCGAGCACUACAACGCUUCCGUGCUUUGUGAGGACUGCGUCGACCUCUUCUGCACCGAGUGCUUCAUCAGGCUGCAUCGCAAAGGGAAACGACGUCAGCAUGUGCACCUGACAAUCGACAACACUGGGCAAAUUUUUCGGGGUGGCUUCCUUGUACCUCCAGAAGAAGCACAGGUGCUUACAGACAGAGCACGAUCGACUGUGGAAACUGGCCCGUGGGUACCUUUUCGCGAUGAUGAACUCAAUGUGUAUUGGUAUCAUCUGGUUGAGAAGAGGUCCGUGUCGCAGAGUCCCGUGGACCCCGUGACAGGUGUGGAUGCCGCCGUCGGAGUCGAUCCGUUGCCCGAUGAGGAAGGAUGA
Molecule: messenger RNA, 1287 nt
Organism: Symbiodinium sp. CCMP2456
Lineage: Eukaryota; Dinophyceae; Suessiales; Symbiodiniaceae
Source: the annotation of a GenBank genome assembly